Corythoichthys intestinalis (scribbled pipefish) is the source of this 4743-nucleotide messenger RNA. RefSeq names its product importin 8 (gene ipo8). The transcript has 24 exons. Gene Ontology annotation, biological process: protein import into nucleus. Gene Ontology annotation, molecular function: small GTPase binding. The coding region runs from base 207 to 3254 and encodes 1015 amino acids. Gene Ontology annotation, cellular component: cytosol; nuclear envelope. The record is from RefSeq and is a predicted model, not a curated record. Lineage: Eukaryota; Metazoa; Chordata; Actinopteri; Syngnathiformes; Syngnathidae.
UAGUUUUGCUUGUUGGAAUUUUCAUGAACCACCGCAUUAUUUCCUCAAUAGAUCAGUAGUUCUCGCCAAAACAAGUAUUUAUUCAAGUCCUUCGUGGAAAAUUCAGUCUCUGCAUGGGCGACAUUUAAUGCACGUCCGCGACGUUCAUCAGAAUAAAGUGAAUAGCGUUUGCAUGCACUAUUUUGGGACCCCGAAUUAUUAACGACAUGGAUCCCAACCGAAUAAUUCAGGCUCUAAGAGGGACUAUCGAUCCAAAUAUGAGAAGAAGGGCCGAAGAUGAACUCAAUCAGUCCUACAAGAUCAUCAAUUUUGCACCAACUCUGCUUCAGAUCAUCACAUCAGAGCAGGUGGAGUUUCCAGUUCGGCAGGCAGCGGCUAUCUAUCUGAAGAACAUGAUUAGCCAGUACUGGCAGGACAGAGAGCCUUCCCUGGGAAAAGUAGUGUUUCCUUUCAAUAUUCAUGAAAAUGACCGCCAGCAGAUUAGAAACAACAUUGUUGAGGGGGUUAUCCGUUGUCCUGACUCCAUACGAGCCCAGCUGACCAUGUGUCUUCGAACGAUCAUCAAACACGAUUUCCCAGGACGCUGGACUAACAUAGUGGACAAGUUAAACUUGUACUUGCAGUCGAACAACAGUGCUAGCUGGUAUGGUAGCCUGCUCGCGCUUUACCAACUGGUCAAAACAUAUGAGUACAGGAAAGCUGACGAGAGGGAGCCGUUGCUUACGGCAAUGCAGAUAUUUCUCCCAAGGAUGCAGCAACUCAUCAUCCAGCUGCUAGCAGAUGCGACAGUCUUCUCGGUUCUAAUUCAAAAACAGAUUGUUAAAAUAUUCCAUUCUCUCAUACAGUACUCGCUGCCUCUUCAGCUGAUCAACAAUACAGUGAUGACACAAUGGAUGGAAAUCUUUCGAGCUAUAAUGGACCGUGAUGUUCCUGUUGAAACUUUGAAACUGGAUGAAGAUGACCGUCCAGAAUUAUCAUGGUGGAAAUGUAAGAAAUGGGCACUGCGCGUUAUUACCAGACUGUUCAAGCGGUAUGGAAGUCCGGGCAAUGUGACAAAAGAGUACUUGGAGUUUGCAGAUUUCUUCUUGACGACAUAUGCAGUGGGCUUACAGCAAGUCUUGUUGAAAGUAUUGGAUCAAUACAGACAGAAACAGUACGUUACUCCUCGAGUCCUCCAGCAGUCUCUUAACUACCUCAACCAGGGGCUUUCCCAUUCUCUGACAUGGAAACAGAUGAAGCCCAACAUGCAGACUAUUUGCCAGGAGGUGAUAUUCCCUCUUAUGUGUUAUAAAGAUGAGGACGAGCGUUUGUGGCAAGAAGACCCGUUUGAAUACAUCCGCAUGAAGUUUUACCUCUACGACGAUCACGCCCUUCCAGCCACCGCUGCGCAGAGCCUUUUGUGCAAUGCUGCGAGAAAGAGAAAGGAGGUUUUGCCUCAAAUGAUGGAGUUCUGCUGUCAAAUACUGAUGGAUCCCACAUGUGACUGCCGAAGGAAAGACGGAGCAUUGCACUGCAUCGGAGCACUCGCCGACCUACUACUCAAGAAGCAGAUUUACAAGGAGCAGUUGGAGUUGAUGCUGCAAAACUAUGUCUUCCCAUUGCUCAACUCUCGAUUGGGUUACUUGCGAGCCAGGUCGUGCUGGGUCCUCCACUGUUUCAGUCAGUUGAGUUUCCACAACGCGGUGGCUUUGAGGAACGCCGUGGAGUUAGUCCGGAAGGACCUGGUGGACGAAAAUGAAAUGCCAGUCAAGGUGGAGGCGGCCAUUGCUUUACAGUUGUUGGUCAGCAAUCAGGAAGAGGCAAAGCUAUACAUCCGGCCGUACGUCCGAGCCGUUAUGCAGGAGCUGCUACGCGUCGUCAAAGAGACGGAGAGUGACGAUUUGACAAACGUCAUUCAGAAAAUGAUCUGCGAGUACAGCGAAGAUGUUGCAGUCAUCGCUGUUGACAUGACACAGAACCUGGCGGAGAUCUUUAACAGGGUUCUUCAGAGCGAUGAAUAUGAGGAGGACGAGGACAAGACGGUCACGGCUCUUGGCAUUCUGAGCACCAUCGACACCAUUCUCACGGUUGCUGUGGACCACAAAGAGAUCACUCAACAACUGGAAGUUAUCUGUUUGCAGUUGAUUGGACUUGUCUUGCAGAAAUCUAUCAUAGAAUUCUAUGAGGAGAUUUUUUCUCUGGCAUUUGGACUUACGUGCCAGACCAUCUCCCCCCAGAUGUGGCAGCUGCUCAGCGUUCUAUAUGAGGUCUUUCAGCACGACUGCUUUGACUACUUCACUGAUAUGAUGCCACUUUUACAUAACUACGUCACAGUGGACACAGAUGUCUUCUUAUCCAACCCCAAGAACUUGGAGAUAAUCUUCAGGAUGUGCAAAAAGGUUCUGAUUGCAGAUUCGGAUGAAGAAGCAGAGUGUCAUGCUGCUAAACUCUUGGAAGUGAUUAUACUGCAGUGCAAAGGAAGAGGAAUAGACCAGUGCAUCCCUCUGUUUGUGGAGGCGGUACUAGAGCGUUUGACACGCGGCGUCAAAUCCAACAAGCUUCGGAUCGUGUGCCUGGAAGUGGCGAUCGCUGCUCUUUACUACAGUCCGGCUCUUCUCAUGCACACUUUGGAGAACGCGCACCUCUCCCAAAAUCAAAAGUCCGUCACCGCCCACUUCAUCAACCAGUGGAUGAACGACACAGAGUUCUUCCUCGGGCUCCAUGACCGUAAGCUGUGCAUCAUCGGCUUGACCGUGCUGAUGGAGCUUCCGAGCCGUCCGACGGCGCUGGAGAGUGUCGUCGAUCAAAUCCUUCCUUCAGUACUGCUGCUCUUUUUGGGCCUCAAACACUUGUCCGCUUCGCAUCACAUCAACAGAGCGGACCGGCUAACCCACUCGAAGGCUAUGGAUGAAGAUCAAAUCCAGGAGAUUCCCAGCGAUGAGGAUGAGGUGAAUGAGGAAUGCGGUGUCACGCAGCAGCAGUCCAGCGAGCCAAUGGGUCUCGGAGAUGAGAGUAAUGAUGAUGAUGACGAAGACUGGGAUGAGGGGAAUUGCUUUGAAGGAACACCACUGGAAGAAUACAGCACUCCCCUCGACUAUGACAACGGAGAAGACGAAUAUCAGUUCUUUGCAUCUGCUCUGCUAAGGGUGCAGAAUACAGAUGCGGCUUGGUACCAGUCUCUGACUGCCACCCUCAGUCAUGACCAGAAAGCCCAACUGCAGGAGAUUUACAGCAUCUCACAACAAAGAAGGAGUAAUGCCAGCAAAGGUCAAUAAUAAGGAACAUAGCUUUUUUCUGCUCAAUUUUUUAAUUGUGUAUACAUUCAAAGUAAUAUUGCCAAGUGAAUAAGAAAAUGACUGAAUUUUGAAUUGAGCAGGAAAAUGACUGCAUUUUGAACUGAGCAGGAGAAAGGUUUCUCAACAGUAUGUAUUCUAAUGUGUAUUAAUAAACAAGCUUCAAAACUUGUUCCUUUGUUAGCUGUUAGGCUAUGCUAGACUAAAGUAACGAGCGCCAAGACAGUUUAAAGAUUAUUAGUUUGAUAUGCCGGACAUGUCGUCAAAGCUUCGGUUUGGUUAAGUGACUGAAAUUGAGGAAAAAUAAGACUCAUAAAAAAAGAAACCUAAAUCAGUGAGAUACUGCACUUUUUAACUUUUGUGACCAAUCAAAAGGUGGCAAAGUUUAGGCCACCCCUAGAAUACGUCGCGAGUUGCUAAUCACUCACUGUUGCCGUGAUCGACCCGUCCUCCCAAAACCUGUCCCUUAUUUCUCCAAUUUUACUUUGUUCCUCAGCUUUUCUGUUAAAUACCCCAAAAUCAACUGGACGUGACCAGUAAAUGCCCCUAAGGGAUAAGGAAGUGGGCGAAAGUAAAAACGAAUUGACCUGUAAAUGCCUCGAAAUCAAUAGGAAGUGACCCAUAAAUCAACAGGAAAUGGUGUGAAAUGCCCCAAAAUGAACUCGAUUCCCAGCAUUGGCUGCCACUGAACGUCAGAGGUCCAAAUGCGAUCGAAGUGGGAGGGAUGGCAGUGAAUGAACGAACGUUCGUUUUCAAGUGCACCAUGAAAUUCGGCGGCUUAUUAGCCUAGCUGCUAACAAAGAGAACAAACGAAUUUUUGGGGAGCAAGAAACUAUCAAUGUCAGGUGCGGUUUGCUACAUAAGAACACAUACUGGAGGGGGGGAGCCUUAAUCUUGAUCAGAUGACAAAUGUCCUCCAAAUUUAUACACAAAACAAUAAUGAAUACAACUUGAACACAAAUGGAAAGUUAGUGUUUCUAAUUGGUUGAAAAAAAGUUUGUAUGCUUUUGUCUUAUUAGAUAAAUGAACUGCUGUACUUUAGUGUUGAAAUUGUGUUGUCAUGAAAUAUUUUGGUCACGUUUUGUCAUCUGGCAAAAUAAUACAAAAAUAUGGAUUAGGCCGAAUGUUGAAAAAUAUUUUAAAUAUACAGUUCAUUGACUGCAACAUAGUUAACAUUAACAAAUAUUGAGGAAAAUAGGAUUUUAUCAUGUAUAUGUCUGUGCUAACGGUUAGCUUAGCUUGAACGAUACAGUAUUUAUGAAGACUUACCGCUAUUAUGUUCCGCUAUUAAUUUGGAGUUAUUUUAUAUAUGUGUACAGUAUAUUCAUCUAUUUUUUGCCAUAAAUAUUUCCGACGUGAAAAGUUGUAGCGUCAUUUCACCACUAGAUGACGAUCUUGUACUUUGAACAUGCGCAAGACGUGUCAUUAAAAUUUUUUUAUGUGAUCAAAUUACUGGCAAACGUGUUUUACU